AUGAAAUUGGGAUCAGGUGUCAUUUUUGAUGAAGCAGAAUGUGAAGUUCAUUCUUGUUUGUCGGCUUAUCCUUUGCAUAAUGUACCAGAGAUCCUGAAAUUGUUUGGAUUUAAUUGCAAACAAACAGUUGAUGCUUUGGAGGAAUUGAUCAAGAUAUACAAAUGCAGUGAAAUGGAUACUUCAAGAAUGAGUAAUGUUAUGAUGAAUGAUGCAGUGAUGGAUAAUUUCAUUUAUGAGUUCUCAAAAAAUGCACAAGUUAACGAGCUUAGUGGAAGAGCAACUUACUCUGGCAUUGACGCCAGCAAUUUAAGAAACGGAAGAUCAUCAGCAGUAUGUCAGCCCGUUGAGUUUACCAAUACCAAUGUGAGUGUCACAAAAGGUCCUCACCUUGAACGUGUCAUCUCCAAAGUAAAUCAGGAUUCACCACCAUUGGCUGUUGAUAAGAAUCAGUUUAGCGUCACUCUCCAUCCAACACUUUCUCAGGGAGCAGUUUCUGCCAGAAAAACCAGCACUGUGUCACCAAAGGCAAUAAAAGAAUUAGAUGGUGAUAAGAUCAUGAACAAUUAUUUCCCCGAAGUUUAUGAUAAAAGUUCUUUCUCCAUUAACACCACUAAUCAGCCCAUGUUCAACCCUGUUGCUUUACCUAUUUCAAAUGGCUUAGUGCGAGAUAACACUACUUGUAAGAUUUCUGAUUCAGAGGAAGUUUGGACAAAUGUGUUUGCUACUCAUCCAACAUUAACUCAAGAUCCAAAAACUUGUGAUGUUCUUGGAAAAAUGUGUGUGUUCAGUAUGGAAACACCUAUUGACCAGUUUCAGUUUACAACUGGAAGAGAUGUAAUAUCUGUUACAGGUGGAAAAGAAACAGUGGUCUUUAGUGAACCCAGUAAACCUAUCAGUUGUCCUUCAUUGCUUCAAGACCUGGAAGUGCCACGCAAUCGAUGCUUGAAGCAUAAUGUUAACCAGAGUGAAUUACGUAAACCCAUCAGACUCAGUUCUGGUUUUUCUUUUUCUGGUUCAGUAGCAUCAGGAAACCAGGAAAAGUUAAAUUCUAUCCAGUGUAUCCCAACACAUAAAUCAGUCACUGUCAGUGACAAAGAAAAUGACAAUGGCUUAUUUAAUAGUAAUGCAGACUGUUGUAAACCAAGUGAAAAUGUACAUACUGCUGCCAUACAAGAGAAGAUAUCCAGUAAUCUUGUUGCCGCUAGACACAGUCUUAACAGUGGCAGUUGUGAACCAGGAAAGAAUAAUUCUCUUUAUAAGUUUGGUAAUUUGUGUUUGUCAUCAGAUGUUAUUACAUCACAAACAAACCAGAUGACCCUUGCAGCACAUAAUAAGAUUGUAUAUGAUAAUGUGUCUGUUGUAUCACCAUGUGAUCUGUAUAUGGUAAAUAAAAUUCCUUUAAAAAACGAAAAUCAAAACCUACUGACCACUGACACCUCAGCUUCAGCCAAUUCUAAAAAAGUUGAAGAUAAUUGCCAUUCAGUGAGUGGCUGCAAAGAAUUCAGAGGAAAUGAUAGUGAGCUUAAUGAAUGUGAUAGUAGGAUAUCACAUGAAAGGAAGAUUGGAGAUCCACAAAGCAAUAUGAAUCAAGCUGGCAGCAGAAAUGUUUCUUUACCACAACUAACUUCUGGCAGUCAAAUUAUUCAUAAUGUUGAUGAGCAUCAUGAUGAUGGAAAUAAUAUGUUGAAAGAUGUUAGAAAUGAAGAACUUGGAAAGAAAAAUAGUUUGUCUGAGGAUCAGGCUGGAUCAGCUAUUUGUGGCUUUGUCACUGAUAAUCUGCAGUUUUCUGACAGUAAUGUCAUUUCUGUUAGAAAAUAUCCUAGAGAUAAUAGUGACUGUGAAGCAAGGAACAUUUGUCAGAAUCUUGGAUCAAAAGAUGUAACUCAUUCUCAGUUUGCACAUGAUGCUUCUUUGAAAAUUAAUAGUAGCAGUGCAGAGAUGUCUGUUGUAGAGAUUUCAGAGAAAGGCUUAAAAGAUAGCAACAAGAGUCAGUGCUGUGAGGAAGAUAGUAGUCCCAAUAAAAAACCAGUCAAUGAGACAGAAGGAAACUUAAGGGUGUCUCAUCUUUCUGGGUGUACAGACUGUGAAGAAGGUAAUCUAAGCAAUGUGAUAGAGGUUGUAGAUAGAUCCUCUAGUGAGAAAUGUGAUUUAGAAGCGAGGAAUGUGACUCAUAUGGAGCAAGCAACAAGGAAAGUUAAAGAAAAACUAAACAGUACACACCAGCAUAAAUCAGAAGAAAAAUUUUGUAGAGAACCAGUAAUAUUGUACAAUUCACCAGUUAACAGAAUAAUUUAUAAAAAUACGUGUCCAGAAUUACUACAAACACCACCACAACCCAGAGCAAUUUGUCAACUCUCGACUGAAGAAGCAAAAGAAACUGAAGCAGAUGUGGACUAUGAUAAGCAGCCUUGUCAUUCAACUAGUUUAAAGAUGAUAUCCCCACCUGAUGGAUAUGCAACAAAUAUAAAGAUGAAUUGUGAGUUAAGCUCUAGCAGUGAUCAGAAUUCCAGACACACACUCGAAAAGUUUCACACAGUUGGUGGAAGUCAACUGUUGACUGAAGAAGAAGAAGAAGAAACAAAAGCUGAUAGGGAAUAUGAUAACCUGGAUUCUCCACCAAAUGUUGAAGAUCGUGAGCAGCUCUUACAGGAAUUAAAAUUCUUGGACUUAAGUCUGCAAUUAAAGAAGCAUGAAUACAAAACUAUUGUAAAUAAUGUCACUGAUGUUGCUUCACCAUUAGUCCAUCAUACCUUGGAAAAGUUGAAACUGGUAAUCUCUGAACUAAAGGAAAAGUACAAGAAAAAGAAAAAUCACAUUAAAAAUCUUACUGGAGAACCAGUGUGUCAGUUGGAGAUGGAGAAGCAGCAGCCUUGUCACGCAGCAAGAUUAAAAGUGAAAUCCCUUCCUGAGAGACAUACCACAGAUGUUAAGAAGCCAUGUGAACGAAGCUCUGCCAGUGAUCAGAAUUCUAAACGUGUAUGGGAAAAGUGUCCCACAAACACUGAUAUAUCCCCUGACCAAAAUGGUGGAGAUGUUAAGCUUCCUGUGUCCCUAGGCAGUAAUCGUGUCACUGUCAAAAAUCUCUCCAAUACAGAAAAUUUGACUGAAGGGCAUAAGGAAGUCAGUACAAUGUUACUGGUAAUCACUGUGUACUUAGUAAUAAUUUAUCUAAUAUAAAUUACAAGCAAAAUACAUUUAUUAAGAAUACCAUGGAUAAGUUUGAUCAUGUCCCUACCCACCCAGGGAUGAAUGGCAUUGCCUACUUGCCACAAAGAAGUUUUAAAGAGCAAGAUCGGUUUGGCACUGUUCCUUAUCCUGCUUGUCCACUGUUAGGAAUGCAAAACAGGUACACCUGUGCAUUGCAUGUAGAGAGUCAGAAUAGAUGUUUACCUAAUGCAGGAUAUCCCCUGAUGUUUCCACCAUAUCUGCAAGCAAAUCCUGGUCCUCAGUUUAUGUUUCCAGUAAGACCUGUUUCCUUAACAUUCAACCGUUUCACCCAUCCCUCCAUAUGGCCUUUUCAGUAGGUUUGCACGGAUUAUCAUCUCCUCUGUUUUCACCCAUCCCUCCAUAUGGCCUUUUCAGUAGGUUUGCACGGAUUGUCAUCUCCUCUGUUCAGUUUUAUUACCCGUCUCACCCACUUCUCAAGAACUUUCCCUUAUCUAAGGUAAUUGUAUUCGUAUAAGGUUAGUAUACAAAAGAUUUUUUUUAGUGUUCAAAAGUUAUGCAGUCUGAUUUUUUAUUGUAAAGGGAUGCUAUUUUAUUAUGAGGCAAAUUUUUGGGAUUUAAUAAUAAUAAUAAUAAUAAUAAUAAUAAUAUCCUUUAUUUGAAAGAAAAUAAGUAUAUGAAUCUUCUGAAAGGUAAAGAUAGACAAAACUCAUUGUGUUCUAUUUUCUCAAUGAUCUCACGCAAUUUAUUCAGUGAGAUGCUUUGCUAAUUUUGUGUUGUCAACAUAUUUUGUAUAUUAUGUACACAAGGAAUUUAUAUGUGUAUGUCAAGAUAAUUUUGUCAUUUUUAUGAAUUAGGUUAAUCUUUGUUCAUAGCAAGUAAAUAAGCAAAUCAGCAAGGUAAAGAACAGAUGAGUCUAAGGUGAUCAAAUGCUGGCAUACAUUUUAGAGAGGAAAACAGGAAAGGAGUUUGAAUAUAUAGCAUUAUUAGAUUUAGUUUAAAACCAUCGAAUAACUCAGGGCAUUGACACAAAACUAUGAUGUUUAUGAAUGCCUUGCUCCUCCAUGCGUUAUUGUGUAAAUGUAUUUCCUGUUUUCCUUUUUAAAACUUACUAGCACAUUGGUUGACAGUAAUGCAUCCAUGUAUAUUGCAAAGUGUUUCUGCUAAGAUAGUUUGAAGACAGUAUGCCAUAUAUGAAUGCUAAAAGGGUGAAUUUUAUUUUAGAAUUAUCAUUGUCCUGCUUUUUUUGAUUUAAUAAAAAUCGGUUCAAUA
This is a messenger RNA of Macrobrachium nipponense, 4437 nucleotides long. RefSeq lists its product as uncharacterized. Lineage: Eukaryota; Metazoa; Arthropoda; Malacostraca; Decapoda; Palaemonidae. The record is from RefSeq and is a predicted model, not a curated record. Bases 1 to 3177 code for a protein of 1058 amino acids. The transcript has 4 exons.